AUGCCCGGCUUAGCACUGGACAAAGCCAUGGUUUCGAAAUCAGCCAAGGAUGAGGUUUCCGUGAAGUCCAAGUUCAUGCGACGGUUAGCGGCGAGCGACGAGGAGACGAGGGACCAGGCGUUCGAGGUCUUGUCACGAUGGCUUAUCGCUCGCAAGGAGAUCGCCGAAGAAGACCUCCUGAAAAUCUGGAAGGGGCUGUUCUACUGCAUGUGGCAUUCGGACAAACCGCCGGUUCAAGCGAACCUCGCGGAAAGAAUGUCCGGUAUUCUGAUCUCGCUCGAUCCUGACCUCGCGCUGCUGUUUCUGCGAACUUUCUGGAAGACGAUGCGACGGGAAUGGGGAGGAAUCGACUACCAUCGCCUGGAUAAAUUCUAUAUGCUUGUCCGCCUGGUCAUGCGGAAUAUUCUCGAGUUUCUGGAAAAACGGGAGUGGGAGGAAGAGGUGGUUUCGGAUCUUGCUGCGUGCGUCAUGCAACAGGGGCUUCUUGCUAAGGACAAGUUUCGGGCUAUCGGUCUCGAACUGCAUAUACUGGAUAUUUUUAACGAGCUCUUUAAAAAGUCUGGAGGGGGUGACGUCAGAGUGGUGAAGGCUGUUCUGCAGUUCACCCGGCCGGUCGUGGGUGUGAUUCAAACGAAGGAGGACGGACGGUUGCACAAACGAGCUCUGAGUUCCGUGUUUUCGGGACUGGCGGAAUAUCUGCGGAACGAAGCGAAGGCAAACUCAAGCAAUGCUUCGUACGUGGCUGCGCUUCAAGAGGCGGCGGCCGAGAUGUCCGCUGAUAUCAAAGCAGCGCACGGCACGGCGAAAGGGAAAAAGAAAAGCAUGCUUCGGAAAGGACAGGCGAUUUUCACGGCGCUGAUAAACGAUCUGUCUGGGAGUGGUCCUGCUGAAGGAGGGGAAAAUGGGGAAGAGGAGGAUGGCGAUGAUGAUAUGCAGGGUUUAGAUGAGGACGGUGCUGCUGGUGGAAAGGACGACGCUGGUGAUGGUGAGGGAGAAGAGAUGGAAGAAGGGGAAGAGGAGGAGGGAGAAGCAGGGGGACAGGGUUCAGGGGAGGGUUCAGGGGAAGAGGAGGACGGGGAAGAGGAGGACGGGAAAGCGGAGGACGGGGAAGCGGAGGACGGGGAAGCGGAGGACGGGGAAGCGGAGGACGGGGAAGCGGAGGACGGGGAAGCGCAGGACGCGGAAGCUGAAGCGGAACAGCAGAACGGCGCGAAGGUGGAGGAUGAUUGUGGGGAGCAUGGUGAGGAGAGAGCAGAUAAACCCAGCGGGAGUGUAAGUAAUGGAGUCGUGGCUGGGUCUGCUGAUGCGAGUGGUGAGAAGCAGCCGAAUUCGGCCUCCAAGCGCAAGAGACGGCAGCAGAAGGAGCAGCAGAAGCAGCAGCAGCAGCAGCCGCAGCAGCAGCCGCAGGAGGGCAGUGGUUCAGGCAAGAAGCGCAAGGGAAAGAAGGAUGCCGUGACCAAGGAAGCAGAGACAACCCCGCUGACGUCUGUAGGCAUAGAGAUUGCCGAGAAGAAGGGCCAGCAGACGGUGCAGGGUCAAGCAGCUGCAGCAGACGGAGACGCGUCUGCUGAAGCAACAACAGCAUCAGGCCCUGCCCCCACCGGGUCAACAGCCAGCCUACGAUCAGGACUGGUGCACCCGCAUCUGGCCAUAAACGCCAAGACGGAAGGACCGGGCGGCGGCGGGGCGGCAGACGAGGAGGAAGCAGACGGGUUCCGCACGCCAGAAAAGGACAUCAUAGACGCCUUUUCAUCCUUUGAUUUCCCCCAGGAUCUCGCCACAGGAGCUGGGAGCGUGGGUGCUCGGAUCAUGGCUGCAGGCGAAGCAGCUGCUGCUGCCGUAGCAGGGAGCGAGGCAGGAGGUCCGGUAACCCGAUCCAAGGACGGGAGAACAGACGCUGCAGCAGUCGGCGUGCAGUCAGCCCCGGCGGGAAAGGCGGGCGGUGCGGGCAAGCGGAAGAAAAAGGUGAUAUUCGUUCUGAGCCGCAACUUGGAGAUGGCGAAGGGAGGCCCGGUGCCGCCUCCUGCGGUGCGCACACCACCUGCUUCCCAGCCGAAAGGCAGUGCGCUCAAGCCAGGGACUAAGCCGGGGCCGAUCAACAUGCGCAUGCUUAUGGCGACUGCUGACACGAGCCCCUCCCAGAUGACUGCUUCUGGGCGGAAGAAGAUGGAUAAAGCUGCUCGCUCGCCUGCCAAGUCCCCUUCUGCUGUGUCUCUGCGCCUGGCUAAUUUCCUGCAGUCCAUAGCAUGUCACCCCCCUCAUCCUUCUGUUGACCGUUGUUCUCGAAUGUCCCUCCUCUUCUUCCUGAUUGCCCGCCCCUCUUCCUCCCUCCAUUCCCCUUCCUCCUCACCCCCAUCCCAGCCCCUCCUAUCGUGUAACUGCUACCGCCUCGUCACAGCCCUCCUUCCUCCUCCUCACCCUCGUCACGCCCACUCUCAGCACUUCUCCCAUCCCAGUCUUGCGGAUAGUUCCCCUCCCCCCCCAACCCUCUCAUUGUUCCCAUCUACAACCCUCUCAUUUGUCUUUCCCCAUGCCAAACACCUCCACUGCAUACCCUCAUGGUGUGUCUCCGCUGCCCCCUUCCAUCCCCCCCUUGAGAACACCACUUGCUUGCACUCCCCUGCCUUGUGCCUUGCAUCCACACUCUCUGCUGUGGAACAAGCAGGCACCUCCCCCACAUAA
This is a messenger RNA of Closterium sp. Naga37s-1, 2682 nucleotides long. NCBI's taxonomy places the organism in Eukaryota, Viridiplantae, Streptophyta, Zygnematophyceae, Desmidiales, Closteriaceae. The record is from the annotation of a GenBank genome assembly.